This is a messenger RNA of Ilex paraguariensis (yerba mate), 2280 nucleotides long. The record is from the annotation of a GenBank genome assembly. Lineage: Eukaryota; Viridiplantae; Streptophyta; Magnoliopsida; Aquifoliales; Aquifoliaceae.
GUUCUUCCAAAUCAGUAAUGGCGUUUUGGUUUGACCUCCAUCGAAGUCAUUCUCUGCAAGUUCUGGUUUUUCUGGUGUUUCUCGUCUGUUUGAGCUUUGGUAUCGUGGAUUCAGAAGACGGGGCAACACUGUUGGAGAUCAAGAAGUCAUUCAGGGAUGUGGACAAUGUGUUGUAUGACUGGACAGAUUCACCAUCUUCAGACUAUUGUGUGUGGCGAGGGGUAAUGUGUGACAAUGUCACCUUCAAUGUUAUUGCACUUAAUCUCUCUGGAUUGAAUCUUGAUGGGGAAAUUUCACCUUCAAUGGGUGACCUGAAAAGCCUACUCUCCGUUGAUUUAAGGGGAAAUUGCCUUUCUGGACAGAUCCCAGAUGAGAUUGGGGAUUGCUCGGCUUUGAAAAGCUUGGACUUGUCAUUCAACGCGUUGAAUGGAGACAUACCAUUUUCAAUUUCAAAGUUGAAGCAACUAGAAUACCUGAUAUUGAAAAAUAAUCAGUUGAUUGGUCUCAUUCCUUCAACCUUGUCUCAGAUUCCAAACUUGAAGAUUUUGGACCUGGCACAGAAUAAGCUGAGCGGGGAAAUUCCAAGGCUCAUAUAUUGGAACGAAGUUUUGCAAUAUCUGGGAUUGCGAGGGAACAACUUAGUUGGUACACUCUCUCCUGAUAUGUGUCAGCUAACAGGGUUGUGGUAUUUUGAUGUUAGAAACAAUAGUUUGACUGGUACCAUUCCUGAGAACAUAGGCAAUUGCACUGCCUUCCAGGUCUUGGAUUUGUCUUACAAUAAACUGACUGGAGAGAUUCCAUUCAAUAUUGGGUUCUUGCAAGUAGCUACGUUAUCUUUGCAAGGAAAUCAGCUUUCAGGGCAGAUCCCAUCAGUCAUUGGCUUGAUGCAGGCACUCGCAGUGUUAGAUUUAAGCUGCAAUACGUUGAGUGGACUGAUCCCUCCCAUCCUUGGAAAUUUGACUUACACAGAGAAAUUGUAUCUGCAUGGAAACAAGCUGACUGGAUCCAUUCCCCCAGAGCUUGGGAAUAUGACAAAGCUCCACUAUCUGGAACUGAACGACAAUCGACUCACUGGGCAUAUCCCUCCCGAACUUGGGAGGCUUACGGACUUGUUUGACCUAAAUGUUGCUAACAACAACCUUGAUGGGCAUAUACCUGAUAAUCUUAGCUCAUGCACAAAUCUCAACAGCCUCAAUGUGCACGGGAACAAAUUGAAUGGGACCAUCCCUCCUGCAUUUCAGAGACUGGAAAGUAUGACUUAUUUGAAUCUAUCCUCUAACAAUCUUAUGGGUUCCAUUCCAAUUGAGCUGUCCCGUAUUGGUAAUUUGGAUACUUUAGACCUCUCAAGUAAUAGGAUUAGUGGUUCCAUACCUUCUUCCCUUGGUGACUUGGAACACCUGCUAAAACUGAAUUUAAGCAAGAAUGAGUUGACUGGUUUUAUACCAGCCGAGUUUGGUAAUCUAAGAAGUGUCAUGGAAAUAGAUCUGUCAAAUAACAACAUUUCUGGUCCAAUACCACAAGAGCUUGGUCAGCUUCAAAAUGUUUUAUUGUUGAAAGUGGAGAACAACAAUUUAUCAGGAGAUGUAAUGUCUCUGGUCAAUUGCCUCAGUCUUACGGUCCUAAAUGUAUCUUAUAAUAACCUGGUUGGGGAUAUUCCUACGGGCAAAAACUUCUCGAGGUUUUCACCAGAUAGCUUCAUUGGAAAUCCAGGUCUGUGUGGCUACUGGCUCAGUUCUCCAUGCCAUGCAUCUCAUCCAACUGAGCGAGUCACAAUUUCUAAAGCAGCUAUACUUGGGAUUGCUCUGGGUGCCCUGAUCAUUCUUCUUAUGAUCUUAGUUGCAGCAUGCAGGCCACAUAAGCCACCAUCUUUUAUGGAAGGAUCAAUAGACAAACCAGUUAAUUAUACAUCACCAAAGCUCGUGAUCUUGCACAUGAACAUGGCACUUCAUGUGUAUGAAGACAUUAUGAGGAUGACUGAGAACUUGAGCGAAAAGUAUAUAAUCGGUUAUGGUGCAUCAAGUACAGUGUAUAAAUGUGUUCUUAAGAAUUGCAGGCCUGUGGCUAUUAAGAAGCUGUACUCUCACUACCCCCAAUGCCUAAAGGAAUUUGAGACAGAGCUUGAGACAGUCGGUAGCAUCAAGCAUCGUAACCUUGUCAGCCUCCAAGGAUAUUCUCUCUCCCCAUCAGGGAAUCUUCUCUUUUAUGACUACAUGGAAAAUGGUAGCCUCUGGGAUCUCCUUCAUGGUCCUACAAAAAGGAAAAAGCUUGAGUGGGACACCC